Molecule: messenger RNA, 2349 nt
Organism: Saprolegnia parasitica CBS 223.65
Lineage: Eukaryota; Oomycota; Saprolegniomycetes; Saprolegniales; Saprolegniaceae
Exons: 7
Coding region: 1-2349 (782 amino acids)
Biological process (GO): protein polyubiquitination; proteasome-mediated ubiquitin-dependent protein catabolic process
Molecular function (GO): protein binding; ubiquitin protein ligase activity
Source: RefSeq, a predicted model, not a curated record
AUGGCGACCAACCCGAUCGCCGAGCGGCGGCGCCUCCGCCAAUUGGAGAAGCUUCGGCUCGAGCGCGAGGCCGCCGAGGCGCUCGAACGGGCGCGGCUCCAGGAAGAGCGCGAUCGAGCCGCGAUCGAAGCAGAAAAGCUCGCGCAGGCGGCGCAAGCCGAAGCAGAGAAGGCGCGGCAGCGGGCCGCGCGCGCCGCCGAGGCCGCCCGCAUCGCCGGCGUUAUCCAAGGCGAGCGCGACCGCAUCGCAACGAUCCAAGCGCAGUACGAGCUCCUUGGCGCGUACUGUACGCGCGAGAUCCCGCUGCUGGCGACCCCGGUCGCGGUGGUGGUUGUCCCGCCCGACGAGUACGCCCGUGGGUGGCAGCUCUACGUGAACAAACACGCGGUGCUGGACACGGCGAGCGACGUGCAUCUGUAUGCGCAGACGACCAAGCUCACGUCGCAGCGUCUCCGCGCCCGCGCCCCCUCCGCCCUCGCGAUCUCCCGCGGCGGUCUUCUCUGCGUCGCCGACGACGCCCUCGACUGCAUCCACAUAUACGCCUUUGCAACCAUGUUUCCAUCCAGCGGCGGUUUCCAGGCACCAAACCUCCUCCACGUCGUGACGAGCGCCGACUUGCGCCACCCGCGCGGCCUCGCAAUGGACUUUCUAGCCAACGAGCUCUAUGUGUGUGACAGCGCGCACCACCGUAUCCAAGUACUUAGCGUCGAAACCAAGGGCUUGGUGCUGCAGACACCGACGGCGCGAGCGCUCUCGGGCGGCCUCUCGUUCCCGAGUGGCGUCGACAUCUCGCACUACCACGUUGUUGUGGCCGACACGGGCCACGGGCGACUUGCCAUCUUUACGAAACGCGGUCUCUUUGUGGGCCACCUCGGGUCAAAAGGACGUGCCCCGGGGCAGUUCUGGGACCCUCGCGACGUCAAAUUGGCCAAUGUGCGCAAGAACGCGGUGAACCGGGGCACACCGCCUACAACCAGAGGACUCAACGAACAUUUUGACAUCGUUGUCGCCGACUAUGGCAACUACCGGAUCCAAGUCCUUCGCGACGAUGGCGCCGUCGUAUACAUCUUUUCGCAGCACUCGGAUGUUACGAGCCUCGAACGCCACAUUACGUCUUUCAAGCAGCUCACGACGGCGCUGCUUCGAUGCCUCGACCAUGUCGGGCUGCACCACAUUGCAACGGCCGUGACUGCAUGGGGGCCCUUCGAGGCGAGGCGCCGGCUCGCCGAGUACUUGCACCCGUCGUCGAUGGCCUUUACCACGGUCUCGAGCCUCUUGCAGCAACUCGCAGAGGAGAAGCGCAGCUUGCGGUGCCCCACCGCACUCGACAUUGCGCGCAACCACCAGAACGCGAUCGUUUUGGUGGACCGCGACAACGCCCGCGUGUGCAGCUACCACUACGCAGGACCCAAGUUUGCGUGGGCCGCGCUUCCUGCCAAUGGUCUCAAGCACGUGGCGGGCGCGGCCGUCGACGGGACCACCGCCUACGUGGUCGACUCGGUCCUGCACCGGGUCGCGAUCUAUGAGCACGUGGCGGUGACGCCCAUCAAGCGCGAGUGGACCCUCGCCGGGUUUCUGGGGGCGGCGACAUAUGGCAGCAAAAUCGAGUGUGCCCCGGGGUGCCAACUCGGCGAGCUACAAUCGCCGACGGCCGUUGCCCUCUAUACGCCGACUGCCGAGACGCGCUGGGUGCUUGUCAGCGACAGCGGCAACCACCGGAUUCAGGUCUUUGACGCUAUAACGCGCCGGGCGCUGCACGUCCUCGGCUCCUUUGGCCACCGCGCGAACAGCCUCGACGCACCGCUCGGCCUCUGCGUCUUUGAGGGAGACGUCUACUGCGCCGACCAGCGCAACCACCGCAUUGCAGUGUUCAACAUUGCCUCGACGGCGCCGGUCGGGACAUUUGGCUCGUUUGGCAGCCGGCCCGGCGAGUUUGCCCUUCCCACGGACGUGGCGGUCGUCCCCGCCUUGCCGCAGUACGAUGGCGUCGACCUCGGGCCGCACCGCGAUGCCAAGAUGGUGGUCAGCGACACGGGCAACCACCGAGUACAGGUGCUUUCGCUCGUCGGCGCACCACUCUUUGUGUUUGAGCACAUGGCCCAAGGCGUGCGCAUGGUGCCCAUGGGCCUCUACGUCGAUGCGCAUACAGGCCAUAUCCUAGUGUGCGACGUCUCGGCCCGCGCCGCCAUCCUCCUCUUCACGCCCGACGGCCGCUUCUUCCAUAGCUUUGGGGGCACGCUGCCCGAAGCCGACCGGCUGCAGCGGCCCGUUACGGUCGCGCGGGCUGGCGAUGGGUUUGUCGUCGCCGACGCCAGCCGCCUCGAUCUCUGCAGCUUUGGGGCCACAUGA